UAAUCUAGAUGUUUUUAUCUAGAGCUAAGACCAGCCUCUUAAUUAAACUUGAAUAUGUGUUUAUGUCUCAUAAAGUUGCGUGAUAUGUUUCUUCAAAACUGUUUCUUAUCAAAAUCGGUUUCUUCUCAAAUUCAGCUCGGUUCCAUUUUCCGUCGAUUAAACGAGUCAGACCUUCAUUUUAACUGUGCGCAUAUUUGGACGAUCUUAAAUUUUUGACUAUUUUUUUCUCGUGUAAAUAUACAUUCGAUCGAAGCAUAGACUAACAGCGUGUAUAAUUCUAAAUAAGAUUUGGCUCAUAUCAGAAAAAUAUAAACACUUCAAUUUACUUUAUAUAAAACAACUAGUUGCAAACAAUGAUUUUACUAGCUUAACAUCUACAGAAGCAGUAAAAAUCUGCUGAAAAGUUGUUCAUUUAAAAAAAAAGAUUUUUGACAGAAAAUUAGUUUUGCUUUACGUUUUCUUCCUAAAAUGACAGAAGUUAAAAGUGAUAGUGGAAAACAGACGAAAGUGAAUCAGACGCAAGAAUGGCCUUUGUCUCCAAGAACUUCUGAAAAUCUUCAGGAUGACGAGCGUCGGGCACUGGAGAAAGCGAAAGACUACUGGAAGAUAUCGGAGGACUUGUACUCUGAGUCGACCGAGUGGAAAGUGGCCAAAGAGUCAGAGUUCAUCCAGAUCAGCAGCACUUACUGCGAGUCACUCAACCUCACCAUUUUCAAAGUCAAGUGUGUGAUGAACCAAAACUGGGCCAGAGCACUUGACGUUCUUCUGGACUACCCCUCUUGCCCUAGUUGGAACGACACAUGUGAGACAUGCGAGCUUGUGAUGGACCUCUCCUCGCCCCUGGAUUCGAUUGAAACUACCCUGGAUCCCACUAAAGAGCGCUCAGCUUGGGUGGCAUACAUGAGAAUGUCGGAUUCCGUGUCACGUAUGAUCUCCAAACGGGACUUCUGCACUUGUUUUUUGAUGGAGAAAGGACAAGAUCACGCAUUGUAUGUUGGAACUGGUGCUGAUGUCGUCGCCUGUCCUCCGCUCAAAAAAUGUGUCAGAGGGGAACAGUCAAUUCUUGCCGUCAAAAUAGAGAAAAUCGAUGAAGAUAGUUGUGUGAUGACGCAAUUAGCUUCCAUUAAUUUCAAAGGUAUGUUGUUCCAAACACUUGUUGAUCUCUCUAUGGUCAAAGCUCUGAACACAUUCGCCCAGUGCUUGCGAGAUCACGCGAACAGUUUGAGUGCCGAUCAAAAUCAGAACUCUGAAAAUCAUCACAAAAUACCAGGAAAGAAAUUAUAGUGCAGUAAAUUAAUUAUAUUUUUAAGGCUCAAUAUUUAUUAUAUUUGAGUAUCAGUAUUUGAUUUGCUUAAGCUUGAUUUUGCUUGGACUAGAUCGAUUUAAUUGCUUUACUAAUUAAUAAAACGUUUAAUCAUUAAUGAAUAAUUUACAGCACACCUGCCAUUUUGGCUCCCGGUGUUAUAAAGAAAAUUGGUUUUUACCAAGGUCAUUUUUUUGUCCAAUAGUCUGCUUCUGUAUUAAAUGAUUCUGAUCAUCGAAAUUGUUUAAUUUGUUUGAGAAAGCAAUUCAAAGAUUUCAAAUUGA
This is a messenger RNA of Symsagittifera roscoffensis, 1587 nucleotides long. RefSeq lists its product as uncharacterized. Bases 469 to 1284 code for a protein of 271 amino acids. The record is from RefSeq and is a predicted model, not a curated record. The transcript is spliced from 6 exons. Gene Ontology annotation, cellular component: endoplasmic reticulum membrane; endoplasmic reticulum-endosome membrane contact site; late endosome membrane. Gene Ontology annotation, molecular function: cholesterol binding. Lineage: Eukaryota; Metazoa; Xenacoelomorpha; Acoela; Convolutidae. Gene Ontology annotation, biological process: cholesterol transport.